Messenger RNA from Morone saxatilis (striped sea-bass), 6014 nucleotides. RefSeq names its product centromere protein J (gene cpap). Lineage: Eukaryota; Metazoa; Chordata; Actinopteri; Moronidae. Gene Ontology annotation, cellular component: centriole; centrosome; nucleus. Gene Ontology annotation, biological process: cilium assembly; centriole elongation. The record is from RefSeq and is a predicted model, not a curated record. Gene Ontology annotation, molecular function: tubulin binding. The transcript has 18 exons. The coding region runs from base 30 to 4103 and encodes 1357 amino acids.
CGAGCCCUGCCUGAGACAGCACGGUCAUCAUGUCAUCUCCAGCCGGGCUUCAGUUCUCCCAGUCCGACUUCUUGGCUCGGUGGAUGCCAAGUAGCGCCAGAGCCGGGGUGAUCCUAAACCCCUGUCCGGACUUGGCUGGCUCCUUGCGCCACACCUCCAUCGUCGGAUCUCCGUCUCUGAAACCAGACGACUCAUUUUCUUCCGACUUCGCACCUCUGCCCGCCUCCGCAGACAGCAGCUGCUUCGGUGUGGAUGGAUUUGCCCGGUCACCUGCAGGAGAGAGGGCUGGGACUGACAGGCCUGUGAACGGUCUGUCCUCUGUGCCUCCAAGACAUUCAGAUGGAGAGUUGGAUAGUCUGGAUGAGAUGGCGAGCAAAUCCCAGGAUCUGCCUCUGACCAUGAAGCUAGAACAGUUGAGAAAAUGGCAGCAGCACAUGCAGGAGCAGCUAAAAGCCCAUCAGCUGGAGGAGCUGCUUCGACUCCAGGAGGAGCAGCAGCAGCUGCUGGGAAUGAUAAAUGGACCCCAGGACUGCACAGGAGAUCACACAGAGGGUUCAGGGCAGUCAGAAGCAGAAUUGGGGGAGAACUCGCUCCAGGGAAACUAUCAUCACACAGAGACCCUGUACAGCCCCACCAUAAACUGCAGAAGGGGUCCAAAGGGGGCCCCCUAUGGCUUUCGACAGGAACAAGAGCUCUCACCAGCAGGGAAACAGCAGCGGCUACCAGGAGGUCAGGAUUAUGAGAAGGAUGAGGAACAGGGCACGUGGAACUCCAGAGAAAAUGAUCAGGAACAGAGUAUCGAUACCAGCCAUUAUAACGAGCAUGAUGACUCAUUAAUACCAAGUAGUGGUAUGGUUUUGACUGAAGACAACAGCAGAAAAGAAGAUACUGUCUUCCAUGACAGACCUAUCGGGGGUCAGAAGAAGACAUUUGAGGAGUUGGUGGAGGAGCAGCUGAGGCUGGAGGAGCAGAGGCUGAAGUCUGCCCGGCAACAGCAGAGCCGAGACGUAGCUGAAGCUGUACGAGCCCCUCCCAAGAGGGCCUUUCUGAAGCGAGGCGAGGGUCUCUCAAGAUUUACCAACAAUCGCCAAGCCUCAUUACCAAAAAUGGAGGUGAAGAAGGACAAAUCUCAACUCCCGGCCAGAGUAAUCUCCCGCAGCAACUCAGAGCCUGUAGCCAUCCUGAGAGGUUGCACAAACGUUGUCCAGCAGCUUCCCGUCCAGCGUAAAACCGCCACACUCAACAAGGAAAACCGUCCGAAAGGUCCAAGUUCGCCACCCCAGGACAUCAGAGUUAGUAAGGCAGCACACACGAAAGUUUUGGGUAGUCAUCAAAGACAGAACACAAAAGGAUCAGUGUCUGUUCAAACCAACCCAGAUGGUAGACAAACCAGACAACAUCAACAGGGACAAGUCAAGGAGCAGAAUAAUAGGAAAGUGGGUCUAUCAGCUCGGGCUGCGAGGACCCCUGGUGACAACAUGCAGCCGAACCCUGUAACAAAACAGGUGGGCAUGUUAAGAGGGCCAGAAAAGACUGAACGUGAUGCAGCUGGAGAGAAAAGUUGUGGUUCAAGAGAAGGAAGAAAGGGGUCAGACAGAGGAGGAGGAGACGAAGGUCCACAGAAUUCGUUUGAGUUGUCGUUUCAGGAGAAGCUCCAGCACUGGGAGUGUGACCGACAGUUGGAAAGCAUGGAGCUGGGGGAGUUUGAGCUGCUGGAGCAAGCAGCCGAGGAGCUGUCUUUCUCAUCCAACUCCUCCUUUGUCAUGAAGGUUCUUCAGAUGGACCAGCAUCAUCGGCACCUGCAGGUUGCCAAGGGGCUCCACCAGCGACGGCUCUCCUCUACCCCCAUUAAGUCACCUCCCAAAGGUGCACUUCAGAGGUGCAGUAGUGUUGGUAGUAUUGGUGGUUUGGCUUGUCAAAGCAGUUCCAUGAACUCAGAAGCUUCUGUGGUGAAGAUGAGAGACGAUGCACUCAAGAACAAAGUGGGAAGUGAGGAUAAGGAGGAAGAGGACAAGCACGAGGACUCUGAUGUCUCAUUAUCCUGUGGCGGCUCUGAAUUUGAAGAUCAGGAAGUGGCGGUCACACCACCUCUGUUUCCCAGCACUCUUUGCUUUCCUGCACACUCUAACCCGCCAUACGACAAGCGGUCGUAUCAGGACGAAGACAGUUGCAGGGAUUCAGCUUCAGAUGUGACACAAGCUGAUGAUGGGGAGAGUGACAGCGUCCUCAGCAAUGCUGACGAGUCCACUCUGAUAGAGGACAAAGAUAGACAGCAGGGUGGAGUAGUGUUUGACGACAAUGACACAUGGAAUGACCUGGAGGACACUGCAGUUGACACAGCCAAUGACAGUCGAGGAGUUUGUCCAGUUUCCAAGGCAACAGCCAAUGAAGUCUCACCACCAGAGCGGACUCUGUUUAGGAAGGUGGCAGUGAGUAAAGUUGUGGGUCUGGAUAAGGGCACAGUUAUUGGUUCAGCUAAUCAGGAGCCAGAUCCUCCUCCUCCUCCCGCCUCCCAGCUCAUGACGAGGUUGUUCCCCUCGCUGAAGCCGAAGGCCCACAAUGCACCUCUCCCUCCUCCCCCUCCUGCUGCUUCUGUUGCUCCAGAUUCCAAAAAGCCAGAGGUGGAGACAGGCCAGCAGGUCCAGUCUAGACUGCUGAGGGAGAGACUGGUUGAGCUGGAGAUUGAGAUCGAGAGAUUUAAGAAGGAGAACGCUGCCCUUGCAAAACUCAGACAGGAGAAUGAGAAAAAUCAGGAAACUCUCAGGAAAGAGCGUUUGGAGUUUGAGCAGAUGAAAACAGAGGAGCUGGCCAAGUUUGAGGAGUACAAGAAGGAGGAGAACAAGAAGUUGCAGAAAGAGCGCAAACUGUUUGAGAAACAUGCGUCGGCCGCCAGAGCCAUGCCCGACAAGAAGGAACGAGAAGAAAUCCAGGUGUUGAAGCAGCAGCUGAGCUCCCUGCAGGAGGAGCUGAGAGGGAGGGAGAGUCGCUGGGCCUCCACACACAGCCGGCUGAGGCAACAGAUCGACUCCCUCAGCCAGGAGAACAGUUCUCUCCGGGACGAGAUUCGUAUGUUGGAAAAGCUCCGCCUCAGUGCCUGGAAGAAAAACCCUGUCAAUGCAGAGAUGGACAAAGAAACCAAAGACUGUCCCAAAAUGUUUGAAAACAAUGGGUCAUCUGUGACCAAAGGAGUGAAAUUUGCUAGUCCUCUUGACUCCAGAGGAAACAGCAGCAGCAGCCCUCCACAGAGCACGACUGCUGCAGCCAUGAGAAGGGGCUCCAGGGAGAGCAGUAAGGGUGCUACAGCAGUGAUAAAGAGCAGCCUGAGGAGGCCAUCUGGGCCAGGCUUCACGUCCUCUUCCUCCUCUUCCUCCUCAUUGCCUGGCAGGAGGACAGAGGAGAGGUCAACACCCGCCAGCAAGAGUGAGGACAAACCUCCAAACCAGGAGCACAGCACACACAUCUGCUCUCCGAAAAGAGAUUCUCCGUCGAGAGACCCAGAGAGCAGUGAGGCCAAAGACCAAGAAUCAGCUCAGGAAGUUAUCACACACCCGGAUGGGAAGAUAGAGAAGGUUCUGGCCGGUGGUGAUCGCAUUAUUGCGUUCCCCAACGGGACAAAGAAGGAGAUUUCCGCAGACGGACUGACUGUCAAAGUCACCUUUUUCAACGGAGACACUAAACAGAUCACAGCCGACCAGAGAGUGAUCUACUACUACGCUGAGACCCAGACCACACACAUCACCUACCCAGAUGGCAUGGAGGUGCUGCACUUCCCCAACAACCAGACUGAAAAACACUUCCCAGAUGGCCGUAAGGAAAUCACUUUCCCGGACCAGACUGUGAAGAAUCUGUUCCCCAACGGCAGGGAGGAGAGCGUGCUGACAGACGGGACCAUCAUACAAGUCAACCCGGACGGCACCAAGGAGAUCCAUUUCAACACAGGCCAGAAGGAGAUCCACACGGCCGACUACAAGAGGAGGGAGUAUCCGGACGGUACCGUGAAGACGGUCUACAGCGACGGCAGGCAGGAGACCUGCUACCCCACCGGACGGCUCAGGAUCAAAGACAAAGAUGGCAAUGUCAUCGUGGACAACAGGCCGUCUUAAUGAGAACUUUAAACCUUUUAUGGUUCCCAAGGCUAAUUUUUGAGAAAACCCAGAAUCACUCGUCUCCUCUCUGCUCCACGAGGAGGUCAAAGGUCAGCUGGUUAGGAUUUAGUGCUGCCAAAAUCAGAGGCAGAGCUGCAGCUGAUAGUCCACAGUAAGAGUGUGAGGAAGUCAUAAGCCUUUAAUAGCAUUUAAUGUAUUUUUUGUUGUAAAGUGAGAAAGUUGAUCCUCCUGCUUGUUAGAACUCUUACAGGCACAGCACUCCUGCACAGGUGAUUUCACUUAUCCUGGCUGAGGGGGGGUCUGCUCAGUCUGAAGGUGGGCAGAGCUUUGUGGGAAUUACGUGCAUGCACUAAUGGACCAUUUUCAUAUCAGACAUUGUGACUUGUAGCAGGAAAAACACAUUUCCUGAACAAAGGCUCAGUUCCAUUAAGCAUUACAUACCUGAGCUUUUCCUGCUACGACUGCCAACUGUCUGCUGUGAAACAAGUGUAAUUUACCCCACCCUGGCAGGUGCAACACAGCUCACAGCUGAGCAAGGUGGAUGUCAAUCAAACACAGUGCGUACAUUUCCGCUCACUGUUGAAGCUGCAGUCAGAUCGGAUUUUGCCUGAAUUUACCGUGGCAAGAAGCAGGCGGGUACGGGCAUAAACAUAAACUGCAGCAGAUAGCAUGCUAACAGCAGCAGUUGUGAAUUAUACAGCAUUUUCAGUACAGUCAAACAGCAGCCCUGCUCCCCUGCUGCUUUUAUUAUUUCACUGUGCACCUAUACAACAAGAAUAUAAACAAACCGUACUACUGAAUGGCAGGAAAUUCCCACUCACUCUGUAGAAACAAGCUCGAGCCUUGUGACUGUGCCCAAGUUCAGUCGGAUGGAAUUUGGUGUGAAGCGAAAGAGGCUACUACAGACAAAUGCAUCUCUAGUCCACUUAGAAAUGAAUGGGAUGCAGUCAGUCUGCAGCAUAAGGGCUCCAUUCAUUUCAAAUAAGUGAAUUCACCUUUGUUGGUGUGCAGGUGCUUUAAGGGAAACAGACUGUUUAAAGUCACUCUUGCUCCCACACCAGCACAUCUUAGCUGCCAUACCUUCACUCUUCUGUCUGUCUGUAACAUGCCACGCCCCUCUCCCCACAAAGGUACCAUGUGGAGUUUCCUUAAAUACAAUUUUACAUUCAGUGCUUCUUGCCAAAACACUCCCUGAAGUCUAACUAACGGGCUCAAGGCAUUCCCUUCCCCAGGAAUCAUUUGCAAUGUAGAUGUUAGAAUAUUUUUAACUCUUGCAGUCUUCAACUUCACUGCUACGUGUAAUAGUAUGAAAUAAGCAGCAGGAAUGUGCGUCAUACUAUGUACCUGUGUGCAACCAACUUAGAAACACAACAUCUCUCAUAGUACUACUAGUGGUUAAAAAUGCAGCAGGAUACCUUUGAGACUAAAGCGGUUUCAUCUUGUUAAUGGGGGUUCCUGCUUUCUUUGUUCAACGAGGACACGCAGGUUACACUAUUCCACUGAUCUACAGGUUGUGGUAAUGCAGCAAGAGAUGUAGCAAUGUGCCGACACAUUACCAUGGAUGUAAACAAUGCAGUAACAGUUACAAACAGGAUGUAUGCAAGAAAACUCCACAGGGCAUCUUUAAAGUUUCAGUAAUUCAAAGAAUGUCUCUGAAACUUUGCAAUGAAAUCCCUCCUUUAGUCAGUAGACUGAUGAUCUACUAACUAAAGAGUGAGUAGGCUGUCUAUUGUUUGUACUGCUACCACCAAACUUCAUUCAGUGUUAAUCUGAAUAUUUUAACAAUAACUUAUGUUGUUUACAUUUUCAGUUAAAGGCCUUAGAAUAAUGAAGUGCUGUAGAGAAACUACCAGAGCAGCAGAUUCAACAGAACUGCUUCAGUGUGUGAAGUGUGUUUGGUUUUAAGUG